Messenger RNA from Trichomonas vaginalis G3, 1017 nucleotides. Its product is annotated as organellar and viral DNA polymerase type B. The coding region runs from base 1 to 1017 and encodes 338 amino acids. Gene Ontology annotation, molecular function: nucleotide binding; DNA-directed DNA polymerase activity; DNA binding. The record is from RefSeq and is a predicted model, not a curated record. The transcript has a single exon. Gene Ontology annotation, biological process: DNA replication. NCBI's taxonomy places the organism in Eukaryota, Parabasalia, Trichomonadida, Trichomonadidae.
AUGAAGGACAGAAUAAAUGAAAAUGAAAAUAAUAAUGAAAAGAAAGUGGAGAAAAGUUACUGGUUCGGUGAUUUUGAGACAUGUAAUAAAGAAGGUCAAGAAAUCCCAUUUAUGCUGUGCUUAUCAAAUGAAGAUGGUAGCAUAAAAAAGACAUUCACAGGGUUUAAUUGUGAUGAGCAGUUAAUGAAUUAUUUACCGAAUAACUCGAUAAUAUAUUUUCAUAAUUUAGGUUACGAUGGCAGAAUAUUAAUGAAAUUUGGAAUAAAAAAUAAUAUCAUGAAAGGGUCAAAAAUAAUUAGACAGAAACACAUAUAUAAUGGAAAACAUAUUGAGUUAAGAGACUCAUACAGCAUAUUCACAGAGAAAUUAAGUAAUUUUCCGGCGUGUUUCCCUAAUGCAUUUAAGGGAACAGAUAUUAAAAAGGAAUUAUUCCCAUAUAGAUAUUACACUUAUGACAGAAUUAAUGAAACACAAGGAGUGGGAAUUAUUGAUGAAGUAGGAAACGAUGAGACACCUAAAUGGGGUAAGAAUGAAAAAUCAACGUUUAAAGAGAAUUUGAAAAUGAUUAAUGCAGAGAAGGAAAGAGGAACAUUCGACAUGUUCAAAUAUUGUGAAUUCUAUUGUGAACAAGACGUUAAUGUUUUAAGAGUUGGAUUUAGUGCUUUCCGUUCUGUUUGUCUUCAGGAACCCAUAAAAAUGGACAUUUACGAUAUAACAACUGUUCCAAGUUUAGCCAAUAAAUUUUUAAAUCGUGAGGUAUUUUAUCCUAACGGUAAUUUAUACGAAAUAUCAGGAAGUGUGAAGGAAUACAUAAUGGGUGCAAUUUAUGGCGGGCGUUGCAUGACUAAAAAUAAUAAAAGAUAUGUUGUAAAGGAUAAAUUAAAUGACUUUGACGCCUGCAGUUUAUACCCAUCAGCAAUGAAUAGACUAUUCACAAUUGAGGGAAAGCCAGAAAUUAUAAAUGAAUGUUUGAUAGAUAAUAAAAUUUAUGAUGUCAAUAAUCCCACCCUUUAUUAG